Messenger RNA from Penicillium alfredii, 1317 nucleotides. RefSeq names its product subtilisin-like protein. Lineage: Eukaryota; Fungi; Ascomycota; Eurotiomycetes; Eurotiales; Aspergillaceae. Bases 1 to 1317 code for a protein of 438 amino acids. The record is from RefSeq and is a predicted model, not a curated record. Gene Ontology annotation, molecular function: serine-type endopeptidase activity. Gene Ontology annotation, biological process: proteolysis. The transcript is spliced from 3 exons.
AUGCGAUCGAUAUUAUAUUCGCUUCUUCUUUUCGCAACAUGCUACGCUGCCGAUCCAAGGCUGUACAGUGACCCAGAUACAAAGCUUCCACAUCUUAACCUGCAUGAGCGAGCCACAUCAACCGACGAACCAGUUGUUGGCCCCAAUAGCAACAAGAAACCCUCAGAAGCUGAAGCAUUUGAGGGAAAUGUCACCCGGUCCGAUGAUGACGUGCAAUCCUCCCUAGAAAAAAGAGCGGAUCCUCGGACACGGUUUGAGGUUCAAUAUGACGCGCCUCAAGAGCUACUUCAGAUCAGCGAGCCACGAGAUUCACUCAGCCCGUACAACUGGGCUUACUAUAUCUAUGAGAAGUUUGCGGGCCAAAAUAUCUAUAUCUAUGUCAUCGACCGAGGUGUUGCCCAUCCGGACUAUAUGGGUCAAGGGAAUGCUCGCCGGGAUAUGAACAAAAGGGAUGCCCACGGUCGGGCUAUUAUCGCAAGAGAACUUCCAGUACACCGACGGAGGAAGGCUAUCCAGACACAGGCUUCUAUCGAUAAAGGAGAGCACCCUGAAGUUGAUGACGACCCUCAAUCCCAUGGAACAGCAGUGGCCAUCAAAGCUCUGGGAACUAAAUUCGGAGUGGCGAAAAAAGCAAUUCUUAUACCAGUGAAGAUCGCGGGAAGGACCGACUAUGAUCUUCAAACAGGGGUAAAUGCAGCCGGGCGUGAUAUCAUGGGCCAGCGAGAUCGUCGCUGGAGAAAGUCUAUUGUCGUUGCUGCGAUGGGCAGUAAGGAUCCAAAGUCAAAUAGUGAUCCAGAGGCGGGCGUGUUCGCUGAAAGGUUUACCAACCUUCAAGACAUGGGAGUUCCUGUUGUCCUGGCUUCCGGGAACUAUGCUCAAGAGGUCUGGCAUGGCCACCGACGAACUGACAUUGAUAUCCUCCCAGCCAUUGUCGCACAAAGAGGGAUCCCUGUCUCGGUGAUAGGAAGUGUGGAUUACCUUGGAAACAUGAUGCCGGCUAGUCAGGGUGGGCAUCUACUCACGGCCUGCACCAUGGGUCAUCGGGUUGAAACGUAUAACAAACAUGGUCGCCUUUUUCAUCCAUCUGGAACCUCUGUUGGUAAGCCCCUCUCCCCAUCUUCAUAUUCUGGGAAGGAUCUGCCAAAAGCUCAUACAGUCUUCAAUGAUAGCUGCCCCUAUUUGGGCUGGACAAAUGGCUAUUGUCAUGUCAAGGCCCGAUUGGCAAGCGAACACACAGCAUAUGACUCCCGGCAACAUGGUGACUCAUCUAGUCCGCUGGAUGCAAACUUAUAUGACGUGCAAUCGGAAUGGGAAUAG